Messenger RNA from Aspergillus ibericus CBS 121593, 1809 nucleotides. RefSeq names its product putative isoamyl alcohol oxidase. Lineage: Eukaryota; Fungi; Ascomycota; Eurotiomycetes; Eurotiales; Aspergillaceae. Gene Ontology annotation, molecular function: FAD binding; oxidoreductase activity. The coding region runs from base 1 to 1809 and encodes 602 amino acids. The record is from RefSeq and is a predicted model, not a curated record. The transcript has 2 exons.
AUGUGGCCGGCCAUCGUUUCGGCGCUCUUCCUUGCCGCCACGGCAUCCGCCUCUCCUACCUGCAAAGUAACCCCAUACGACGCAGCAUGGCCGUCCCAUGCAGACUGGGCAGCUCUCAAUGCCUCGAUUAACCACCAGCUCCUCAGCACCGUGCCCGUAGCAUCGUCCUGCUGGGCUGGGAAUCCGUUUGGUUCGUCAGUCUCCUGCAGCGCCGUCAAGGAGGACUGGGCCAACGCCGCGUGGCAAUCCCGGUUUCCUGAGUCCAUUGACUACCCUGUCUAUGCGAAUAACUCCUGCCUGCCACCAAAUGCUUCCGGCUACCUGGCCGAACGCGGAUGCACGAUCGGCGGGAUGCCGCAAUAUAUCGUGAAUGCCACCAGUGAAGAACAGAUCGCGACAGCGGUGAAGUGGGCUUCGGAGCGCAAUAUCCGCAUUGUCAUCAAAGGAACCGGUCAUGAUCUGAACGGACGAUCCAGUGGCGCUUUUGCUUUGUCCAUCUGGACGUACCACCUGCGCAAGCUGGAACGCAAUAGCGCCUGGCGGCAUCCGACUACCAAUGCAUCUGAGGACGUGUACAUUGUUGGCAGUGGUCAGCAGUGGGGCAACGUGCUCAACUUAGCCCUUGAACAAGGGAGAGUCGUCACUACCGGCCAAGAUCCCAGCGUGGGCCUCGGCGGGUACAUUCAAGGCGGCGGCCACGGUCCCAUUUCCCGGACGUAUGGACUCGCCGCGAGCCAUGUCCUCCAGAUGAGAGUGGUGACGACAACGGGCCAGAUCUUGGUCGCUAACGAUGCCGAGAACCAAGACCUCUUCUGGGCACUCCGUGGCGGCGGUCCCGGUCUAUAUGGCGUGGUCACCGAGUAUGUCAUCCGGCAUCAUCCAGUCCCUUAUAAUGUUAUCAUGGGCAAUGUCCUGAUAGCCCCUAAGGAUGGUAGCAACGCCAGUGCCGAGAGGUCCUGGGACGCUGCCGUCCGCCACCUUUCUGCACUUCCUGACCUCAUGGAUGCCGGACUGGCCGGCGCUUGCAUGGUGGCGACUGGGGAGAUGGCCACAUCGUUUGGAUCACUCAGGGAGUUUACCACCGGAGUCGUGAUCAAGCAAGUCUUCUGGUCCUUCAAUUCCACUCCUGCUGCGAUGGAAGCCCUGGUGAACCCCGUUCUGGCCAACAUCACCCAGGCAGCUGGAGGAAAUAACUCUCUCACCGUCUCCUUCUCGGCCUCCAAUUCCGGCAACUACACUUCAUUCUACAGUGCCAUAUCCGGCAGUGAAGUCGCCGGUGGAGAGAGUCUGGUGUCGAGUCGUCUCCUCGGCCGGGCCGAGUUGAAUGACACGCCAUUCUACAAACAAAAGGAGUACCUCAAGAUCGCCAUGGGCUCGCAAAACUCCACAGCCGGAACCUACGCCACGGUGGGACUGCAGGGUGGACCAGGUGUCCGUAACACGCCCGCCGAGGCAUGGGGGGCCCUCCUUCCCGCGUGGCGCUCGGCCUAUCUCCACUUCAUUUCCAAUGGAGCUACGGUGGACUCGGUAGCUGCUGGCUCGCCGAAGCUAGCGCUGGAGAGUGCCGCUCGUUUCAACGAGGCCAAGGAGCGGAUGUGGAGAGAGUGGUCGCCGAAUUCAGGUGCCUACAUGAACGAGGCCAAUCCUUACGACAGCAACUUUAAGCAUGAUUUUUACGGCGCCAACUAUGACCGUCUGGUGCAGGUCAAGGCGAAGUAUGACCCGAGUGAGAGUCUGUUUGUGCUGUCGGGGGUUGGGAGUGAUAAGUGGGACUAUGAUUUGGACAGUGGUCGACUUUGCAGGAACUGA